AUUUGUCGAGGGAGCUACACAGAAGCUCGAUGAGGUUCGGAUUCUUCUGGAGGAGGGUGCAGACAGGAAUCAGCGGACGUCAGGUGGCCGAACUGCUCUGGAUAUCGCACUGUCUGAGGACCACAGGGGCUCACACUGUGGAGUGUUGGAUCUUCUGCAAGAUCGAACCUCCGUGA
This is a messenger RNA of Symbiodinium necroappetens, 176 nucleotides long. NCBI's taxonomy places the organism in Eukaryota, Dinophyceae, Suessiales, Symbiodiniaceae. The record is from the annotation of a GenBank genome assembly.